Apus apus (common swift) is the source of this 5303-nucleotide messenger RNA. RefSeq names its product potassium voltage-gated channel subfamily Q member 2 (gene KCNQ2). Bases 1 to 2664 code for a protein of 887 amino acids. Gene Ontology annotation, cellular component: membrane. The record is from RefSeq and is a predicted model, not a curated record. Gene Ontology annotation, biological process: transmembrane transport; potassium ion transport. Lineage: Eukaryota; Metazoa; Chordata; Aves; Apodiformes; Apodidae. Gene Ontology annotation, molecular function: voltage-gated potassium channel activity. The transcript is spliced from 17 exons.
AUGGUGCAGAAAUCCCGCAACGGAGGCGUUUACCCGGGACCCGCCGCUGAGAAGAAGCUCAAGGUGGGCUUCGUGGGGCUGGACCCCGGAGCCCCGGACUCCAGCCGGGACGGAGCGCUCCUCAUCGCCGGCUCUGAGAGCAGCAAACGGGGCAGCAUCCUCAGCAAGCCCCGCUCCGGGGUCUCGGGCAGCGGGAAGCCCCCCAAAAGGAAUGCUUUUUACCGCAAGCUGCAGAAUUUUCUCUACAAUGUGCUGGAGAGACCGCGGGGCUGGGCUUUCAUUUACCACGCAUACGUUUUUCUACUAGUUUUCUCCUGCCUGGUGCUGUCUGUCUUUUCAACCAUUGAUGAGUACCAGAACAGCUCAGAAGGGGCCCUUUACAUCCUGGAAAUCGUCACCAUCGUGGUGUUUGGAGUGGAAUACUUUGUGAGGAUCUGGGCAGCUGGCUGCUGCUGCCGCUACCGGGGCUGGAGGGGAAGGUUGAAAUUUGCCCGCAAGCCAUUCUGUGUCAUCGACAUCAUGGUGUUGAUCGCAUCCAUUGCCGUGCUGGCAGCGGGGUCCCAAGGAAACGUCUUUGCCACCUCAGCACUCAGGAGUUUGAGGUUCCUGCAGAUCCUGCGCAUGAUCCGCAUGGACCGGCGGGGUGGCACCUGGAAGCUCCUGGGCUCUGUGGUUUAUGCACACAGUAAGGAGCUGAUUACUGCCUGGUAUAUUGGCUUCCUGUGCCUCAUUCUGGCCUCUUUCCUGGUGUACUUGGCCGAGAAAGGAGAAAAUGAGCACUUUGAUACAUACGCAGAUGCACUCUGGUGGGGUCUGAUCACUCUCACCACCAUCGGCUACGGGGACAAGUACCCACAGACCUGGAACGGGCGGCUGCUGGCAGCAACGUUCACCCUCAUUGGUGUCUCCUUCUUUGCCCUCCCAGCUGGCAUCUUAGGUUCAGGGUUUGCUCUGAAGGUUCAAGAGCAACAUCGACAAAAACACUUUGAGAAGAGGAGAAACCCAGCAGCGGGUCUGAUCCAGGCUGCCUGGAGGUUUUAUGCCACCAACCUGUCCCGGACAGACCUGCACUCCACCUGGCAGUACUACGAACGCACCGUCACCGUCCCCAUGUACAGCACGCAAACGCAAACGUACGGUGCCUCCAGACUCAUCCCUCCUCUGAACCAGCUGGAGCUCCUGAGGAACCUGAAGAGCAAAUCAGGACUGACAUUCAGGAAAGAGCAGCAGCCCGAGCCAUCGCCAAGUCAGAAGGUCAGUUUGAAAGAUCGUGUCUUCUCCAGUCCCCGCGGUGCUGGCACCAAAGGGAAAGGCUCUCCACAGGCUCAGGGCAUCCGGAGGUCCCCCAGCGCUGACCAGAGCAUCGAGGACAGCCCAAGCAAAGUGCCCAAGAGCUGGAGCUUCGGAGACCGCAGCCGAGCCCGCCAAGCUUUUCGCAUCAAGGGAGCAGCCUCGCGGCAAAACUCGGAAGAAGCAAGCCUCCCUGGAGAAGACAUUCCCGAUGAUAACAAAAGCUGCAACUGCGAGUUUGUGACGGAAGAUUUGACGCCGGGACUGAAAGUCAGCAUCAGGGCAGUGUGCAUUAUGAGAUUCCUUGUCUCCAAGCGCAAGUUUAAGGAGAGCCUUCGGCCCUACGACGUGAUGGAUGUCAUCGAGCAGUAUUCUGCUGGGCACCUGGACAUGCUCUCCCGGAUUAAAAACCUUCAGGCCAGGAUAGAUAUGAUUGUGGGUCCCCCACCCCCUUCAACUCCCCGGCAUAAGAAGUAUCCAACCAAAGGACCCAUGUAUUCUUCCAAAGAGUCUCCCCAAUACUCGCCUAGAGUUGACCAGAUCGUUGGGAGAGGAUCUUCCAUGACUGACAAGGAUCGAACCAAAGGGCCGGCAGAGGGGGAGCUGCCUGAAGACCCCAGCAUGAUGGGCAGGCUUGGAAAAGUUGAAAAACAGGUUCAGUCAAUGGAGAAGAAACUGGACUUCCUGGUGAACAUUUACAUGCAGCGGAUGGGAAUCCCACCAACAGAGACGGAGGCUUAUUUUGGGUCCAAAGAACCAGACCCAGCACCUCCCUACCACAGCCCCGAAGACAGCAGGGAGCACAUUGACAAGAACGGCUGCAUCAUCAAGAUCAUCAGGUCCACCAGCUCCAUGGGUCAGAAGAACUUCUCUGCCCCACCAGCCCCGACCAACUCCUGCCCGCCCUCAACGUCAUGCCAGCAGCAGGUCUACCAGAGGCAAAGCCACGGUUCCUCGCCCGUUGGAGACCCCGGCUCGCUGGUGCGCAUCCCACCGCCGCCCUCCCACGAGCGUUCCUUGUCUGCCUACAGCGGUGGGCACCGGGCGAGCGCCGAGUACCUGAGGAAUGAAGACAUUACAACCAAACACCACGAGAGUGCCAUGAGAGACAGCGACACGUCCAUCUCCAUCCCCUCAGUAGACCACGAGGAACUGGAGCGCUCUUUCAGUGGCUUUAGCAUCUCCCAGUCCAAAGAGAAUUUGGACAUCCUUAACAACGGUUGCUAUGCAGCCGUGGCCAAAAUCAGACCUUACAUUGCAGAAGGGGAAUCAGACACCGAUUCUGACCUCUGCACGCCCUGUGGUCCUCCUCCCAGGUCAGCCACGGGUGAAGGACCCUUCAGUGACAUGGGCUGGUCAGCCCCCAGGCAGUGAAACCUUCUCACAGCUGCCGAGCCAUGUCCUGGCAGCUGCCUGCUCCAGCUGUCCACGUCUGAAACUUCUCAAGGAGAUUGACAGCUAAGGUUUUCCUCCUUCUAGGACAUCCUUAGCUGGUGGAUACUUUCUUGCAGCAUACUCUGGGGGGUGAAUGAGCAGGUGUGAGCCUGCAUUUGUGGAAGAGGUCAUGAUGGUGAAUGAACUGGAGCUUUGAAAUCCAGUUUUCUUUCAUACUCUCUAAGAUCAUAAGGUGAAAUUAUUUCAUGGGGCAGGGUAGUAGAUGAUUUGCAUUUCUUGGGAAUCUUCAGAAGUGCAGGGCAGGAAUAGACCACGCAGCCAGGGCUUUUGGAGGUCACAGUAAGUGGUGGCUGACAAGUGUUAUGUGGGAAUUGCCACACCAUGGCAUUGGUGAUGACACCUUUAGGUGUUCAGGAGUCACAGAAUGAACACGUGUUUGUCCCUGGCUUAGAUUUCAGGUCACGUAUAAUUACAGGGGGUUGUUACUCUGUGGUUCCUCAUCAACCAUCAAGAAGGUGGCAUAAUUCCAAUAUAAUACAUGGAAACUUUGCAUAGGCCCCAGGAAGAGAGGGAUAGCGACUGGAAUCUUGACAUGAACAGAAAACAUGGCCUCAAAGUGGGGCAGGUCAGGGUACCACUCCGAACCAGAACAGUUUGGAAAUUAUCCCAUCUUAGGAAACUGGAAAAACUCAGAAAUGUGAGCUUGAGUGCAAAAAGAGACACCUCAGAGGGCGGAGAAAUGAGACAGAAAAGGAGAAUAAGUGGCUGUGGGGCUGGAGUUGUAUGUUUUAAACCAUGUAUUAUAUUUAAUUAUCUCGCCUCCUUUUGACAACAAACCUGGAGAUGCUUGGGAAGCAAAGGUAAACCAAAGGCAACCCCUCCGGAGGGCUGCCAUGGGGUAAAGCCAUACUCAUGGCCAACAGGGCUGUUGUGGAGGCCCAGCCACCAGGCCAAGGGGCAAGGGUGGAUAUGCAAGAUGCUGUGGUCCCCGCGUUGCUGCGAGUUAAGUGCUGAGCUCCGUCCUUUUGAAGCCGUGUUGGUCAGAGCAGGCACUUUUCGUACAGUUUGCAUCGUGCCUGAACACUUUUGCACACACUAUGCCCCAUGAAAAUCUUCCCUUUCUUCUUCUGCCCUGCCAAGAAUCUCUCACCCGUGUUCUCAGGACAUCCUUUGGUUUUGUUUGGAUCUCUCAAGCUAAGACACGCUUCUUCGUUUCUUCGUGGUCUUUCAGAAGCCUCUUCCCCAUGUUUGCCAGUAGGGUGUGCCAACCCAAGUCUGCCCCAUGUCCUUGUUGUUAAAAUACUUUCUCUUGGAAAGACCAGUUGUUACCGGGAACCUCAGCAGCGUGUUCAGCUGGGGGGAGGUGAGGGGAAAAGUGAUGCUUGAAAUAUCUUUUUGGACCAAAAUGAGUCACAAAGUGAUCUUUUCAUGAAGAGGUUGGUUAGGUUUUGUUGCAAGAGGGUGGAUCAGGAGGAGUGUGCGUGGGAUCCAUCUCCAGGGCUGGGACACCACGGCUGGUGUUGUGCCUCUGAGCCCUCCCAUGCAUCUACAGAUCCUGUGUGUGUUUCCUGCCGGGGCUGUGAUUUCAAGCCCCCUCUCUCCACAUUUUCCUGUGUUGGAUCAAGAUCUUGUUAAGGAUAUUUAGGUGACAGCUUCAUUCCACAUUUUCCCGUGUUGGAACAAGAUCUUGUUAAGGAUAUUUAGGUGACAGCUUCAUUUCUGUGUCGCCUUGAGAGGCUGAACAUGGGCUUCCUUGCAGCAAAGGGGGGAUCACAGCUGCCCUCUCCCCUCCCUUUUUCUUGAGCAGAGGCAGUGACCAGGGGAGACUCAGGACUACUUUGGCCUUAAGGGAGAUGUGGGUGCAGUCUCAGAGCUUGUGGACAGGAGGUAAAGCCAUCUUUUCCUAGUAGUGAAGACCUUCCCAUGGGAUUGAGGAGUGGGAAGAGGCUCUGCAGAAUUUUUCCUGCCAUUUUUCACCAUUUGGGAGGCGAAAACAUUUUUUCUUAGAGGGAACCUGGGCUUCCAGCCAUGCUAAUUCCUUUCUUUCCCAUUUGAUCCAUUUUUUUGUUAACUCCUGCAGCUUUUCCCUCUCUGCUUGUGCUCCCAGACUCCUGUUGGCUCCACAUUUCUUUGUGCAAAGUGAACCGAGUGAUGUCCUUGACUUCGACACCAAGAAACCUUUAAAUGCAAAAUGGCUGCAAAUUGUGCAGAUUUUCCCCCUAGUGUGCUGCAAAAUGAGAUCUUUUGGUAGAGCAAGAAAUGUCAGCAGGUCCCAAAUCACACUUGGUGGCCUGUGGUUUCUACAAGACUUGAAGAAUGGAAAUUGAAUUGGCUGAGGCAACAGGCAGUGUUGCUCCAGCCAGCUGCUUGCUGCACAUUUUCUCCAAGUCAGAGAUAAGAAAGAUUUAUUAUCUAUUUGUUUGCAAUUCUUUUUAGAGGCCUGCUGGAAAUUUGGCACAGAAGGGUAUGAUAUAAAGGCAGAAACUCCAGAUAAGGAUGAGGAUGAUGUCAUAUGGUCCUAUUUCAGCCCAGGUACGUGACUGGUCUUUCAUACAGGAGACAGAGUUAGCAGGACUUCAAGGCACAAUUUUUGCAGGAUGUAGUUUUCAUCAUGUCUU